AUUAAUGCCAACCACACCCAAACCCAAGGAACACCCCCUCCCCCCACCAACUGUUAACGUGCGCUGCCCCUAUACCUUCCCCACUAUUAUUAUUGUACUAAGCAACCAAAUCACUGAAUGCAUAGAGAGAGAAAGAGUGAUAAAGUGAAAAAUAAAGAGUGAGAGUGAGAGAAUUCAUGGAAGUUGGUCUGAAGAAGGAGAAGAUGGUGUUUGAGGAAACUGACCUCAGGCUGGGCCUGGGACUGGGACUGCCUGGAAAUGGAGCCACAGCAACUGAAGCAGAAGGAGUAAGAAAGAGAGGGUUCUCUGAAACUGAAACUGAGACUGAAACAACCACUGUGGAUUUGAUGCUUAACCUCUCCCCCAAGGAAGGUGCUGCUGCUACUACUGCUGCUGCAGGAGCAGAUCCACGUGAUCAUAAGCCAAAGCCUUCACCUAAGGAGAAGACCCUUCUCAUUUCUGAUCCCACCAAGCCUCCUGCCAAGGCGCAAGUGGUGGGUUGGCCACCCGUGCGGUCUUCCCGGAAGAACAUGUUUGCAGCCCAGAAGAGCAACGGAGAAGAGAGUGAGAAGAACAGCCCUAAUGCAAGCUUUGUCAAAGUUAGCAUGGACGGAGCACCUUACCUCCGCAAAGUGGACUUGAAGAUGUACAAGAGUUACCCAGAGCUCUCUGAUGCCUUAGGCAAAAUGUUUAGCUCCUUCACCAUUGGAAAUUGUGAAUCCCAAGGCUUUAAGGAUUUCAUGAAUGAGAGCAAGUUGAUGGAUCUUUUGAACAGCUCCGACUAUGUCCCAACCUAUGAAGACAAGGAUGGCGACUGGAUGCUUGUCGGUGAUGUCCCAUGGGAGAUGUUUGUUGAAUCAUGCAAGCGUUUACGUAUCAUGAAAGGAAAGGAAGCUAUUGGACUGGCACCAAGAGCCGUGGAAAAAUGCAAGAACCGGAGCUAGACUAGUUGUACCGUUCCAUAACCCGCCCCAUCCAUAGUGAUGCCCAGUUGACUUAGUAACUGAAACAAGGUUAAGCUGCAGCAGACGCAGAUGGAAAGAGCAGGGUGUUAAAAUCUAGUGAACCUGUAUCAUUAUGGUUUGUUAUAUAUAUAAUAUUUCAAACAUAGCUGUGAGAUAUAUCUAAAUAUAAAUUAUGAACAGAAACGAUAAUGACUCUAAAUUAUGUUGCUAAGACAUUUUAUUUCUUUACUUGUUGUGUGCUUGCAUGAUAAUAAGUUUAAUAAUGUGUUUGUCAAUUGUAGCU
Abrus precatorius (Indian licorice) is the source of this 1248-nucleotide messenger RNA. RefSeq names its product auxin-induced protein AUX28-like. Gene Ontology annotation, cellular component: nucleus. The transcript has 5 exons. Lineage: Eukaryota; Viridiplantae; Streptophyta; Magnoliopsida; Fabales; Fabaceae. Gene Ontology annotation, molecular function: protein binding. The record is from RefSeq and is a predicted model, not a curated record. The coding region runs from base 177 to 944 and encodes 255 amino acids. Gene Ontology annotation, biological process: regulation of DNA-templated transcription.